CGUGGAUGCAAAAUCAUGUAGAAUAUGUUCUUUGCAAAUGGUAUUUGUUUUAUUUUUCUAGAUAUUUUGAAAUUGAUCUAAAUGUAUUUAUCCAGUGUUCAUAUUGGCUUACCUCUGCCGUGUUUUCAAUGUUAUCUUGUGAGCGGGACGUAUCAAUAUUAUCACUAUGCUUGUGAUGGUCACAAUGAUGUGGUUGGUUGCAGUAGAAAUUAUUUUUUAUUUAAAAGGAUGAAAAAUAGAUUUUGUCCUACUUAGCAGACUUGUUCCACAAUAGUUUUGACCCUUCCUCCCCCCUGUCAAGGAACAUGUCUGCCAAGUGUGAUGUAAUCUAUUUGUUAUCAGUCUUAUGUAGAGUGCAUUUGGUGACUGAAUGCUGUGUUGAUUGUUAGUGGAUGACAAAGUCUAGUUCACCCUUUAACCCAUUGAGAGGCAGCUCUCUCCCUUUAAGAGACCGGUCAUUAUUUAUGGAAGGGGGGAGGGGAAUUUUUUCUUUUCUAAAUUUUUAAAAUUGAAAGCCCCCCCCCUAAAAGAGCAGAAAUUUAAUGAUGACCCCCCCCCCUCCCCUCAUUUUCACUUUUACUUGUCAAAUGGGGAUACCCAGGCGUUUAUAUAGUGUUAAUUAUUAAAUAAGAAUAUGGAACUGGCAAGAUAUUAACGUCGACCAAAAAUAUAUUAGCAGAAAAUUAUAAUUAAAAGAGGAGUAUUUUUAUAUAUAACACUAAAAUCAGGUUUCCAUUUGGUCUGGGUGAUCGUAACCAUGUUUAAGGCUGCAACUAGACUUGAUGGUAUGAAGUAUUGCCAUAGCAGCUGCGUGGCAACAAUGAGAGCAACAAUGAGAGCAACAAUCAGUAAUAUUAGCAGCAAAAGGAGAUAGCAAUGACAAUUCUGCAAAGGCAUACCUGCGAAAUACAAUGUAUAGUGGUCUAUACAUCCUAUUUUAUGUGAGAUUUAAAAUUAUAUAAAAUAAAAUGACAUACUAGCUACCAGAUAAAAUCUUUUAGAAUGAACAUGGGUGGGUGGGUCGGGAAAAGGAAUCGAAGCGCAAAACUUGCUGCAGCUAGGCAAAGCAUACAAUGGCAGAAUGAAUACCCAGACCGAAGCGCUGAUCACAAGGCAUGAAACAACUCCCUUUGAUCGAUAUGACGUCACAGACUCCCCUCAGCAGAUGUGGCCUGCAUAAUACAUCCGCCGUUAACCUUGCUUAAUUUAAAUGUAUUUAACCACAUCAAGGGCUGAUGUAAUAAUACAUUGUCAAUUUAACUAGUCUGCAAACCGUAAAUCUGAUUUGCAUACAGCACACAGAAGACAAGAUGAAUCCAGACUAUUUCACAUCAGUGACCAUGAUUUAGUUGCAACAUUUACAACCAAAUGGAUACCAGGUUAUUAAGCAAAUUCCUUCAAAUUUAAUUGCACCCCCCCCCCGUCAUUUUCUCGAAAAAAUUCAAUAGCCCCCCCUUGUCAUUUAUUUCUACAUAUGGCCCCCCCUUAUUUUUUCCCUCCCCCCCCCCUUCCAUAAAUAAUGACCGGUCCCUAACGAGUAAAAUUCUUUGACAUUUAGACACUGAAUAGUAAGUAGGGUGCAUUGCCACUUAAAGGGUUAAGACAUUCCUCUGAGGAGUAACAUCUGGUAUUAAAUAAAGAACACAUUGCAGCUUAAAGCCCUGUUCGAACGAUUUGGAUGACAUUGGACCAACAUGCUGGCAUUGUUUCAAAAAGCCUUAAUACCACUACUACCAUAACUGCCCUGGCUGCCUUAUGUUGUAGCCAGCUGAAAUUAUCUGGUGUAAGACAAUUUUGCAAGACUGACUUUUCAAGUGAAAACUUGUAGCUGUACAAUAUUAGAUUAAAACACCAAGUAACGUUCCUCCUAGACUCUAGCUUAUCUUGAAAUGUAUUGUAGGGUUGGGGAUGUGCAUAUCGCACCCUGCAAACCUUGUGUUCUUGGAUAAACAAUAAUUGCAACAUUGAAACUCAAUCACCAAAUGUGCCGAGCUUAUCCAAGAUUCAGGAAACAUUAGUUACAAUUGGUGACAAACCUUCAACAUUUAUGAAGUCAAGAGAAUGGAUUGGAUCCUUUGAAAUAUGCUUGUUUCUAGACCAUUGCUAUAAUGUAAGAAAUGUGCAUAUAUCUUUCUCGUUUUCCUGCACUUUUUUAAAGUUCUAUAUGUAACAAACAGAUGUACAGGCAUCUUUACCUGAGGCUGAGGUUACGUUUACAUUAUACUGGAUAGCUUUUCAUAGCGGUGCUGUAUAGUGUAAAGUUGCACCUAUCCAAUACAGAAAGUACAUCUUUCAGAAGCUGAACGAAACACCAUCUCUAUGUUGCAAUAAUUCCUCUGAAAAUAGCGUUCCUAAAAGGUACGGAUACUGUGGGGCUUUUUCACAUCACUAUGGAAAGUUAUCUGGUAUAAGUGUAUAAACAUUGCCUGAAGCAUCUUCACCUGAAGAAGAUUGCAUUGAGUGAGAAAUUUAGAGUUAUGUAUGUGAGCAUCAAUACAUGAUAACAUAAGUUAUUAUUAUUAUUAUGAUAUUUCAGAUUUCAAGUAAGAUAAUUCAUGUAAGAAGUGGAAGCGAAGUAGGAUUAAAAUUUGAUGAAUUUGUUGAACAUUUUCAGAAGUUUGGUUCUCCGGUAAUGAUUGGUAAGAACAUUCAUUUCUAUAUUAAUUACACUAGAUUUACCAUCUCAUUCCUGACUUUCCUUUCAUUUCUUCCUUCUUUUCUUUCCCUUUUCUUCAUCUUUUCCCCUCCUUCCAUUCCUUAAUUCUUUCCUUCUUCCAUUUGCUCUCUUUCCUUUCCCCAUCCUAUUGUUUCUCCCCAUUCAUUAUUCACUUCAUCAUUUCCUUUCUUUUUUCUUUCUGUCCUGCCCUUGUUCAUAUCCUUUCAUCCAUUCUUCUGUUCCAUCUUCCCAUUCAUUCUUCUAUGCCAUCCUCAACCCUUCAUUCACUUCAACAUUUGCUUCAAUCUUUGCAUUCCAUCUUUCCUACUGCUGUUUCGACCAGUCCUUUCAUUCUGUCCUGUCUUUGUUCAUUAAUCUGUCACCCAUUCUUCUGUUCCAUCAUUCCAUUCAUUCUUCUUUGCCAUCCCCAAUUCUUAAUUCACUUCAUCAUUCCCUUCCAUCUUUGCAUUCCAUCCUUCCUAUUCUUCCUUACAUAUCUUCAUUCAUUUUAUCAUUCCCUUCCUUCUGUUUUCUCCUUUCAUCCUUCCUUCCUUCUUCCUUCCUAUUUCCAUCCUUAUUUCUACCAUUCCUUGCAACACUUUUCUAACCACCCUCUCAUGCUAUUUUGUGCACAUCAGGUGGUGAUUCAGAUGCAGCGUCCAAAGCUUUGCUGGGGAUCGCUACAGACGGCAACAAGAAAUACUUUCUGAUUUUAGUAAGUUCUACAUUUCUCACAGCUAAUCUCUAAGAUCUUGAAAUUAGGGUAGGGUUGGGAUUUUAUGGAUAAAAUAGAAGAAUAGAAAAAGAUAAGAAAAAGUUAACCCAUUGAGUGGCAGCAAAAUCGUCUGGCAUUAGACAGAGCACUAUAAUAAAGUAGGGUACAUCAAGGUGCAUUGCCACCCAAAGGGUUAAAAUAUAAUCUACCUUUAACAAGCAUGGCUUAAUAUUUCAACACUAUAUUCUGCAUACAACGCUUCUUCUAAACUCUUUGAAGACAUACUUGGAAGAACAGUGGUACUAAAUCACUGUAUCUUUUCAGGAUCCACAUUUCUCUGGAAAUCCUGACAUUGACUCUCUACAACGUAACGGUUGGGUGGCAUGGAAAGACGAAGAACUAUUCCUAACUGAGUCAUUUUACAAUUUUUGCCUUCCUCAGUGUGGGCAAAGCGAUGCUGGGUAGUCCAACUUCGUUCCCAGGCAGCCGUGUUGGAAAUGAAGAUGGGUAGCUCUCGAAUCAACCCAAUCUCGUCCAGUUUUACUCCGUCAUUCGUUGAACAGGCUCUGGGUUAGACAACUUAAGGGAGAGAUCUGAUUGGCUUCUCAGAAAACUGCUAUUUCCCUGGGAACAAGGAUGGAAGCAACCUUAUACCCAGAAUUCAUGCCCAGGCUCUUUCCUCUGCCUCAAGGUUGGAGCGUGGAGGAAAGAACCUGGGUACGAAGUAACUCUUGAAGUUUUUCAAGUUGAUCUUAUUCGGACUUUAAGAUUGACGUUUACGGCAAACUUCAAAUAGCAUUUGCAAGUAAGACAUACAGUUUCGACAGCUAAAAGUAGUUCAUUCAUGCUCCAAUUUUAGUGCACAAGUUGUUCUAACUUCGAACAGCUAACAGUUGACUUCAAAUUACGAUUUGAAAUUUGCGGUUAGCGGUUUGCCGUAAACGUCAUCUUAAAGUCCCUAAUAAAGCUCUUUCAUCAUUAACUGUCGUAUACAACGACAUCUUUAUGAACUAAAAUAAAUGUCUUUAUCAACUUCCUGAAUUAAAGUAGGCAAAUAUUUGACAAUAAAGAGC
This is a messenger RNA of Paramuricea clavata, 4444 nucleotides long. NCBI's taxonomy places the organism in Eukaryota, Metazoa, Cnidaria, Anthozoa, Malacalcyonacea, Plexauridae. The record is from the annotation of a GenBank genome assembly.